Molecule: messenger RNA, 1098 nt
Organism: Candidula unifasciata
Lineage: Eukaryota; Metazoa; Mollusca; Gastropoda; Stylommatophora; Geomitridae
Source: the annotation of a GenBank genome assembly
AUGGCCAAAACAAACCAACGUUUUGCUGAGUACCUCUCACCAGAGAAGGAGAACGAGCUGCAACAGAUUGCUCUUGCCAUCGUAAAACCUGGCAAAGGGAUCCUUGCAGCAGACGAAUCUGUUGGUACUCUGGGAAAGCGUUUUGCAUCGAUUGGUUUAGAAAACACAGAGGAGAACCGACGCAAGUACCGAGAGUUACUGUUCACGGCUGAUGAUUCAUUGGCUGAGAAUAUUAGUGGUGUGAUUCUCUUUGACGAGACCUUUAGACACAGCACAGCAGACGGCAGGCCAUUUGUCAAGGUAUUGCAAGAAAAAGGCAUUAUUCCAGGCAUCAAAGUUGACACAGGCCUGGUCCCACUGGGCGGAACAUUUGACGAGAGCACAACACAAGGUUUGGAUGAUCUUGCCGAGCGCUGCGCAGAGUAUAAAAAGGGUGGUUGUGGUUUUGCCAAGUGGCGAUGUGCCUUGAGGAUCUCAGGUCAAACCCCAUCCUACCAGGCUUUGCUAGAAAAUGCAAAUGUCCUGGCACGUUAUGCCAGUAUUUGCCAGCAGAAUGGUCUUGUGCCCAUUGUUGAACCAGAAGUACUUCCAGAUGGAGACCAUGACCUGGAGACAGCCCAGCGGGUCACGGAACAGGUGCUGGCUUUCACGUACAAAGCUUUGGCCGACCACAAUGUCUACCUGGAGGGAACUCUCCUGAAGCCCAACAUGGUGACUGCAGGACAAGCUUCCCCCAUUAAGUAUACUCCCCAGGAUGUGGCCAGGGCAACAGUGCAGGCUCUCAACAGAACUGUGCCGGCAGCUGUUUCAGGCAUCACCUUCCUGUCUGGAGGGCAGUCAGAAGAGGAUGCUACCGUGAACCUCAAUGCCAUCAACCAGUAUGUUGGACGCAAGCCCUGGCCACUCACCUUCUCCUACGGCCGGGCUCUCCAAGGCACUGUCCUGAAGACUUGGGGCGGCAAAGAUGAAAAUUUCAAGGUCGCACAAAAUGCACUGUUGAAACGUGCCAGGGCCAACGGAGCUGCCUCUGCCGGUCAGUACCAGGGGGAACAGCAAGGCAGCGGGGAGUCGCUGUUUGUGCCCAAACACAGCUACUAG